UCCGUCGUAAUUUGUGUCCGUCUAUCCGUCUAUCUAUUCGCGCUUAUCUGAUUGUUUCCUUUCCAUAUUACGUAGGGCAAAGGACAAAGGAGCUAUCAUUGCAAGCGUAGAAAUCCCAUGAGCGGAGGAGGAGGAGUAGUAGUAACACAGUGAAAAUUACCCCCCACACACCAACACAUCGGGCCACAUACACAUUUCACAGCCACAUGUCAAGAAAAAUAAGAGAACCAUUGCUGAGGAGUUUGAAAAGCACAUAGUCAAUGAAAACAGAGACGGACGAUUGACUGGCACGCAGAAGAGUAUCAAAGUAUCUAUCUCUAACCAAACUCAUGUCUAGCUGGCUGCUCUCCUAAUAAUAUUUAUGGUUGUGCAGCAGUAGACCGUCUACGACCGACAACGACGACAUUAAAAAACCAAAUUCACUUUUUCUAGUCAGUCGUAGUUGCUGCUUCGGCCGUGUUUAACGUGUCAUAUUUUUGUUCGUCAAAUAAAAACGCUUUAACGCUUUGUGAAAGAAACAACAACAAACAAUAAACGCAAUCUUUGCACAAAAAAUACAACAAGCAAGAACGACAAGUGAAAAAAGUACAACGCAAAGUAAACAAUUUACGCUAAUUUUUAUUAAUACUAAAUCUCACCUUAAUAAGAGCUCUUCUUAACAAGUAAAUAAAAAAAAACAAACUACAAGAACAACAAAAAAUGGCUCAAAAAACCAGCGUUUGCAUUGUCGGAUCCGGCAACUGGGGCUCCGCUAUCGCCAAGAUUGUGGGUGCGAAUUGUGCCAACCUUCCUGAGUUCGAGGAGCGUGUCACUAUGUAUGUUUAUGAAGAAAUGAUCGAUGGCAAAAAAUUAACAGAAAUCAUUAACACCACCCAUGAGAAUGUUAAAUAUUUGCCUGGCCACAAAUUGCCCCCCAAUGUGAUUGCCGUACCCGAUCUUGUUGAGGCCGCUAAAGAUGCCGAUGUUUUGAUUUUCGUUGUGCCCCAUCAAUUCAUUCCCAAUUUCUGCAAACAACUCUUGGGCAAACUUAAGCCAAAUGCCAUAGCAAUCUCCUUAAUCAAGGGCUUCGAUAAGGCCGAAGGUGGUGGUAUUGAUUUAAUUUCCCAUAUUAUCACACGUCACCUGAAAGUUCCCUGUGCCGUAUUGAUGGGUGCCAAUUUGGCCAAUGAAGUGGCUGAGGGACAAUUCUGUGAGACCACCAUUGGUUGCCGUGAUGCCAAAUAUGCCAAAAUCCUGCGUGACCUCUUCCAAGCCAAUCACUUCCGUGUUGUGGUGGUGGAUGAUUCAGAUGCAGUGGAAAUUUGUGGUGCUUUGAAGAAUAUUGUGGCCAUGGGUGCUGGUUUCGUUGAUGGCCUAGGCUUGGGCGACAACACCAAGGCUGCUGUUAUCCGUUUGGGUCUGAUGGAAAUGAUUCGUUUCGUUGAAAUCAUGUAUCCCGGCGGCAAAUUGUCUACCUUCUUUGAAAGCUGUGGUGUUGCUGAUUUGAUUACCACCUGCUAUGGUGGCCGCAAUCGCAAAGUUGGUGAAGCCUUUGUCAAAUCGGGCAAGACCAUUCAACAAUUGGAAACUGAAUUGCUUAAUGGCCAGAAAUUGCAGGGCCCUCUCACUGCCGAAGAAGUUAACUAUAUGUUGAAAAACAAGAAUUUGGAAGAAAAAUUCCCCCUCUUCACCGCCAUUCACAAGAUUUGCUCUGGUUCCCUUAAGCCUCAAGAUUUGAUUGAAUGCAUACGUUGCCAUCCCGAGCACAUAAAAACAUUUGCCACGGAUGUGGGCAAAUUUUCCACUAAAUCGCUGCUACCGACUGCUGUCAAUAAACAUCUUAAUGGUCCAUUAACAAACAACUCGAAAUUGUGUUCCACAACAUUCCAUUCCAACAGCUUUUCACCAUUUAAGCGCAAAUUUUCUAUGGGGAUGAGACCAAAUCUUCCGAUUUCAUACAAUGGACAUUUAAGGAGUUCAUACAAAAUUACUCCAUUGUUGUGUCAAGAUUACACUAUGCUUGGUCAACAAUGCAAAUAUGGAGAUGGGAAAAUUAUGAAAAUUUUACGUUUCACAAAAAUAUGUGAAUAUCAAAUACUACCAGUCAUGGUAGGCUUGAAAAUAUUUAGACUAUUAAAAUAGAAUGUGGCAACAAAUGUUAAUUCAUACUAGGUUAAAUACAUAUGCAUCUUUAAUCUAUCCAUCUAAAGACAUCUUAUACUCAAUGUUUAUACUAAAAUUAAUCCAGUGAAAUAUCAGUUACACCUAAAUUGGAUUUCAUUUAAUAACUUUUCACGGAUUUAAAUCAAGAAAUAAAAUACCUUUGAUAACUGUAUUAAUGAAUAACAUAACCCAGCCCACCUUAUUUGUAUUCCCCAGCUUAUAUAAAUCUUAUACAUUUUGAAAUAAUUUGCAAAUAGAAGCUGUGGUCAAAUGCUAUUUCAAAAGACAUUCUAAAA
Molecule: messenger RNA, 2438 nt
Organism: Stomoxys calcitrans (stable fly)
Lineage: Eukaryota; Metazoa; Arthropoda; Insecta; Diptera; Muscidae
Gene: Gpdh1
Product: glycerol-3-phosphate dehydrogenase [NAD(+)], cytoplasmic
Exons: 7
Coding region: 700-2121 (473 amino acids)
Biological process (GO): carbohydrate metabolic process; glycerol-3-phosphate catabolic process
Cellular component (GO): cytosol; glycerol-3-phosphate dehydrogenase (FAD) complex
Molecular function (GO): NAD binding; glycerol-3-phosphate dehydrogenase [NAD(P)+] activity; protein homodimerization activity
Source: RefSeq, a predicted model, not a curated record